This is a messenger RNA of Myiozetetes cayanensis, 2256 nucleotides long. RefSeq lists its product as uncharacterized. NCBI's taxonomy places the organism in Eukaryota, Metazoa, Chordata, Aves, Passeriformes, Tyrannidae. The transcript is spliced from 2 exons. Bases 376 to 1656 code for a protein of 426 amino acids. Gene Ontology annotation, molecular function: nucleic acid binding; RNA-DNA hybrid ribonuclease activity. The record is from RefSeq and is a predicted model, not a curated record.
UUCUCCAUUCCCUUGGCAGCAGAGUGCAGGCCACAGUUUGCUUUCACCUGGAGGGGUGUGCAGUACACCUGGAAUCGACUGCCCCAGGGGUGGAAGCACAGUCCAACCAUUUGUCAUGGGCUGAUUCAGGCCACCCUAGAGAAGGGUAAGGCCCCAGAGCACCUGCAGUACAUCGAUGACAUCAUUGUAUGGGGGGACACAGCAGAAGAAGGUUUUGAAAAAGGGCAAAAGAUCAUCCAGAUUCUCCUCGAGGCCGGUUUCGCCAUCAAGAGAAAUAAAGUCAAGGGACCUGCCAGAGAAAUCCAAUUCCUAGGGGUGAAAUGGCAAGAUGGACGUCGUCAGAUUCCAACAGACGUCAUCAAUAAGAUCGUAGCAAUGGCUCCACCGACAAACAAAAAAGAAACCCAAGCUUUUCUGGGAGCCAUAGGCUUCUGGAGGAUGCACAUCCCAGAGUACAGCCAAAUUGUAAGCCCUCUUUACUUUGUGACCCGUAAAAAGAACAACUUCCAGUGGGGUCCUGAACAACAACAGGCUUUUAGGCAAAUCAAGCAAGAGAUUGCACAUGCCGUGGCUCUUGGUCCAGUCAGGACGGGACCAGAUGUAAAGAAUGUACUUUACUCUACAGCUGGAGAUAAAGGUCCCUCCUGGAGCCUCUGGCAAAAAGUGCCUGGCGAGACGCGAGGGCGACCACUUGGUUUCUGGAGCCGAAGCUACAGAGGUUCUGAAGCCAACUACACCCCUAUGGAAAAAGAAAUCUUAGCGGCAUAUGAAGGCAUACGAGCAGCCUCAGAAGUGAUUGGUACCGAAACACAGCUCUUCCUGGCACCCCGAUUACCAGUGCUGAGCUGGAUGUUCAAGGGUAAGGUGCCCUCUACGCAUCAUGCCACCGAUGCCACGUGGAGCAAGUGGAUGGCUUUGAUUACGCAACGUGUCCGAAUGGGAAACUCGAAUCGCCCUGGAAUUUUGGAAAUUAUAACCAAUUGGCCUGAAGGUGGGAACUUCAGUCUGGCGGAUGAAGAAGAAGAAGAGCCAGUGAGUCGAGCUGAAGAAGCUCCGCCAUAUAAUCAGUUGCCAGAUGAAGAGACACGUUAUGCCCUCUUCACUGACGGUUCUUGCCACAUUGUAGGAAGGAACCAGAAAUGGAAAGCAGCUGUGUGGAGUCCCACCCGACGGGUGGCAGAAGCCACUGAAGGUAAGGGUGAAUCGAGUCAGUUUGCGGAACUCAAAGCUGUCCAAUUGGCCUUAGACAUUGCAGAAAGAGAAGGAUGGCCAAGACUCUACCUCUACACUGAUUCGUGGAUGAUAGCCAAUGCCCUAUGGGGAUGGCUAGACAGGUGGAAGAAAAUGAAUUGGAGACGUAGAGGAAAACCCAUCUGGGCUGCCGACUUGUGGCAAGACAUCGCUGCCAGAGUGAAAAAACUGAAUGUGAGAGUCCGCCAUGUAGAUGCCCAUGUGCCCAAGGAUCGAGCUAAUGAGGAACACACUCAUAACAGACAAGCAGACCGUGCUGCACAAGUCGAGGUGUCACAAGUAGACCUAGACUGGCAGCAAAAGGGAAACCAGUCACCAGGUGGGAAAGACCUGAACAAACUAAUGCCGGAAUCCAGUGAUAAACCAGCCCAGACCAGAGAACCAGCCCUAAAACCACAACUGUAAUUGUCACCAAAGGGCCAAGAAUCUGAACCAAACUAAUCCUGAUGCUGAUUCUUCUACAACAAGAUGGAUACUCUAAAGAAUGAACAAGGACUAUAUACAUUUAUCCAUAUGUGUAUAUAUGCGAGGGUUAUAAGUGAAAGCAGAAUAUAGGUGUUACGUAAAAAUAGUAUGGAAUAAGGGGUGGAGAAUGUGAUGGUUUUGAUCUAGGCCUUCCUGGUAACAAGUUUGUAAUCAAGGAAGUGGCCAAGUACCCAGUAUUCCAAAGGAUUUUUACAUAAACUAGAGUAUAAAUAUGUUGGAGAUUAGAGACCUCUCUCUCUCUUCUCUUCCAACGAGGGUCGGGAACUGUAGGUCCUUGCGUUGGUCUCGCUUAUCUAAAGCUGAGGCCUGCAGUGACCGCUGGCCUGCCACGUGGGGGGUUUGGAGAGUGCUGGCUGUGUCUGCCAAUCCCGCUUUUCUAAGGGAAGUGGUGAGAUCUGUUUUGUUAGUUACUAGUAUAGUUCUUGAAUUUGAUCAAGUAUACCUGUUCGGUGUCCCUUUUUUUCCCCUUUCCCUAUCCCUUCGGGGAGUAGAUCCCCUUUUACUGUGUAUAUAGCAUCU